This is a messenger RNA of Anopheles stephensi (Asian malaria mosquito), 6559 nucleotides long. RefSeq names its product hyccin-like. Gene Ontology annotation, biological process: protein localization to plasma membrane; phosphatidylinositol phosphate biosynthetic process. NCBI's taxonomy places the organism in Eukaryota, Metazoa, Arthropoda, Insecta, Diptera, Culicidae. The record is from RefSeq and is a predicted model, not a curated record. Bases 656 to 2527 code for a protein of 623 amino acids. The transcript is spliced from 7 exons. Gene Ontology annotation, cellular component: plasma membrane.
AAAUGCACCAAAAACUGAUAGAAAAGCAAGGAAACAAGCAGGAGGUUCGAUUUUUCGCCAAUAAUCCUAUUCUCGCUGCUCGGUGUGUGGUCUUAUCGUAGCAGGCGGUUCGCCCCCGCGUUUUCCCGUUCCAAGUGGCAAGGGUUUUCCACGGGAUCCGCGUACCACCGUGCAUGGUGGUGGCCACCGUUCGCGUGCAGUGCAAAUUUCCAGUUCCACUCCAAGUUCGCGGUGUAUCGUCGUCGUUUUUUGGUCGUGCUGGUGCCUGUGAUUGACCCCGCGAAGGAGGAAUUUUAAGAAAGGGCAAAUACUAUUCAAAGUAUGACUUUUCGCGCUGUAACACGCACAACCGUCUAAUAAGCCGCAUCGAGAACAAUUGAAAGUGAUCCUUGAAAGCAGCUGUGAUUGAAAGCGAAGCUAAUCUUGCCGUACGAUUUCUACACGUGGCCGUGGCGUCGAAACGGUUUGACGUAAGGAUUGCCUCCGGAUGUGCCGCAACAGGAGGAGAACGUAGCACGUGAACGAGCCGGGAGAGAAGUUUUGCGACGGGGACAAAGCUCGCGGAGAGGCCGAGGAGUACAUCCAUUUGUGGAACCGGCGCUAAUCGGGUGUGCUCCUUGUAUCUCUCCGUUUUGGCGGCGCUAGGCAGGAAGCGAUGGCGGAAGCGAUCAUUGCCGACUGGCUCUCCGACUACAGUGCACUGCAGGAAUCGGAACUGCGCACGUUUGCCGCCCAGCACGAGAAUGACUUCGAGAUCUCGAAGGCGCUGUACACCAUCCUGAACGAGCGGACGAAAUACAAGGAUCUAAUCCAUCCCAUCUGCAAUCAGCUGUGCAAUUUCUACCGCUCGAAUGAGGUCGAACUGCGCCGGUUUACGCUGCAGUUUGUGCCGAUGCUGAUCUAUCUGUAUCUCAACUCGGUGGCACUCGGCGACAAAAAGGGCUGCCGUUCGAUCGAAACGCUGCUGAUCUGCAUUUACAACAUCGAGGUCAUCGCGGACGAUGGGAGCCCGAAGGUAGUCUCCUUUCGAAUGCCCGUCCUGGCGCAGGCAUCCGUCUAUCAUGAGGAGAAAAGCCUACAACCAAGCGAUUUGCGGCGGUGGGAAGAGAACAGCAAUAAGGAUAUCAAUUGGGGCCCGCUACCCUCGAUCGAGUCGAUCAACGCGCAGAACCGGCUGAAGGUGAUGACGGCGCUGCUGUUCACGUACAACCAGCAGCUAAAUCAGAUCCACAAACCCGCCCUGUACCAUCUCUGCAAAACCACCUCGCUGCUGGUGAACCAAGGCUUUCCGAAGGUGCCGGGUGGCCACAUGCAUCGCUCAUCGUACGGUACCGAUCCGAUCUCACCGCAGCAACCGAUGGCGAUGGCUGCCCCGUCGCAUGUCGUGCGGCCACCGCCCCGGAUCGCCGUGAACGCCCAGUUCCUGGUGGAGCUGGCGCACGCCAACUACUUCGCCAUGUUUAACGAGUUUGCGUCGGCAGCGAUCGAAGCGGUGACGGAUCUGCACAAUCGCGCGUGCUACGAAAUGCUUCCCAAGGUGAUACUGGUGACGAAUGCAAUACGCAACUCGUUGCACGCGAAUCCUUCCGGUCAACCCAGUGAUGGUCCGAUGGGUAUUAGUGUUGCGCUGACACCUGCCACGACUACGGUGACGGUGUCGAAGUCGAUGAUUACGAAUGCCUCCUUCCGCACGAAGAAGCUACCAGACGAUAUUCCAAUACAGGGCCCAACGAAGGAGGAGAAUGGUGGCCCACACCAUCUGACCAGCAUCAACGAGGAGGGUGAGAGUGGGCAACCAUCGGCGGACGGCAGCGCGAAGGGUGCCGGCAUCGGUGCGACGGGGUCCGGCGGCGUGUCGGGCACACCGGGCAAGCCGAAGGACUCCAAAACGCAUAAGGUGCUGGGCGGCUUCAAGAAGCUGAAACCGGAAAAGGAUAAGGAUAAGGAGAAGGAUAAGGAUAAGGAUAAGGAUAAGGAUAAGGAUAAGGAUAAGGACAAGGAUAAGGAUAGGGAGGGAAGCGGCACGACGCCGGUCGUGCUGGUAUCGACCGGUUCCGGUGGUGGUGUGACGCUUCCGGUGAACAGCAGUACGGCAGCGACGGCGGCCGGCAUCACCGUCGGCGGAACGUCACUCGUCGAGGAAGCGAAGGCCCUAAUGUCAUCGGCGAAGAAGAUUAACUCGAAGGAGAAACUAAGUGCUUCCGGUGUCGGUGGUGGCCAACCGGCAACCGUAGUCGUGCUCGCGAAUGGCAGCAUCCUGAUGGGAUCCGGUCCGGCGUGCAACACGACGAACGGUGACAGUUCGGAUGGUGCGGUAACGCUAGCGGCCGCCGGGACGGCUAACGGUGGGCUCGGCAAGCAGUCGCUCGACAUUGGCGAAUCGUUCGAUUCGGGCAGCGAGCUGCUGCAACAGCACGGCCCGACCACGCUCAGCAGCGCCAACAGCAGCAGCAAUGGAGGCAACACGAUAAAAACCACCGUGCUGGAUAUGAAGAACCACGGCAGUAUACAAGUUAGUCAAGUUUAGAUUAUUGUCCCCGUGUCUCGGUAUACCCGCUAGGAGUAGGAAUUAUUGUUUCUGCGUGGGUUAACGUGCGCGUGUGUAUAGUUGAUGAUCCCCAAUGUGUCCUCCCGUUCCGAACGAUCCUUUUUUGUUUACUUCACCUUACCUCAUCCGUUCCGUAUCGCUAAGCGCCAAGGUUACAGUUACAGUAUUGCAGUCCCGAUUUGUAGUAGGGUAUCGAAGAUUACACCAAGACACACGCAUACACAUCCCGUUUUCCCAUCCGCGCGAACCCCGGGUCGACCGGCGAUUUCGGGUUGAGUUUUUUAGAUAGUAUCGUUUUUUGUUUCCUGGUGCGUUUUUGUUACAUAUACCAAAUAAGUACAUAGACGGAUAAUGUUAAUUUGUGUGUUAAAUUUGGAAAUUUGUUUACGUUUUGUUUAUUUUAUACAGCUUCGGUUUUGCUAUCGUAACAAUAUGUUAAUCAUACACUUAUACAUGUGAUAGUCCAUUUUUCUCGGUUGUUUUGUUGUAGUUACGCCAUUGUCCUUUUAUUCGCUUUUAGUUUAGGUUAUUUUCCUUCUUAAACGACUCCCUGUGGUUCUUAGGUUCAGCGGCGAACAGUAUGGGAAGGAUUUGCAUUCCAACGCACUUGCCUGUAUUAUUCAUUUCCUACGCUAAGAGCGUUUGCUCGUGCGUGGAAAGACUACUGGCAGUGGCGAUAAUUUUGUGCUUUUUGCCCCGGUUUUAUUCUCACCCCCUUUCCCCACCGGCCUCUUCCCACUGACGACUGUCUGGUACAGUCGUUCUGGUAUGUUUUCCAGUCGUGCUCACCCACCGCCUCACAAGUCUCGUCAUUAGGGAAACAUCCAUUUUCGCGCGAGCGCUGUGCUGUGUAGCCUUUUAGCCACCUUACGGCACGACAGAAGUGGAAAUAAUGCUCCCACGCUCCGCAAAACAACAUAUUAAAACGACCGCGACUCCCAACCCAACCAUAUCCUCCGGAUGCCCGAUGCCUAGUCAUGCGUGCCCUUGGCGGUAAUGGGCGCUAUAAAAAGGAGGGAAGAACACACAUACGUACAGUCAGCCAGCCAGCCCCCAUCUUUUCCCUUCUUACGGCCUACCGACGAGCGUACCGUGCUCGCACGUUGGAAGAAUUCAUUGGCUGAUUUAGAUUGUAAAUGAAUAAGUUUAGUGUAAGCAUCAUUUCAUUACAGCAUCCUUAGUGGUAGUAAGUACCGUUCACGAAGCGAAGAAAGCCCUUAGCGCGUCAUAGUUUAAACAUGCUUUCUGUUUUCUUUCGCUUCAGGUAAAAUUGCUUGCAGUAGCUACAUUGUUACGGGGUUCAGUUAAAUGUUUUAUGUGUUUGGAUCGAAGAAGAAAUUUAUCCUAAUGGCUUUCUUUAUUUAAAUGCAAAUCGGAACCGCCUCUCCCGACCGGACAUUCACCCCACCCAGCUGUGGAGAAUCUAGCUCGCCGUGAUAGACCAUUAAUAACUUCGGUUGAACCGGUCCAUAUUCAUUCAAAUGCAUGCCCGGCCACUAAUCACAAUCAGCAUUGCUCCGUGGGCGUUAUGUUAUUAUUUGAGUGUGUGUGUGCGCGUUUUUUGUUUGCUAUUUAUUUGUACGUAGGCGUCUCACUUCAUUCGCAACCAUUUUCAUUGAUGGUGCGGCCCCAGCGUGCGCUAGGAAGACCAAUUAAUGGGGGUAAAGAAAAACUUUCCUUUGCUUAGUGUGAAGCGUCUGCACUUGAUUGAACGGCGAAAAGGUAAAGGGUGCGUGCAACUAGCGUCCAAAUGCCGACUGGAACCUGUGCGCGACAGACCCGUCGUCGGAAGUAAGAAAAGCGCUCCCGUUCGUUCUCUUAAUUCUUCCACAAUACGAAUGUGCCAACAAAUAAUGAUCUUAUGGUUGUGCGUGUGUGUGUGUGAAUUUGUUUCGUUUGUAUUUUGUGAGUGCUGUUGCAAUAUUUGCUACUUGACUUAUAAAGCCCUAUUUGACCUAUUUUCUGUCCCAUUUCGACCGAUUUUUUUCCUCGUAAUUCGUCUUAAUGGGAACAAAACUAAACCAAAACGGAAGUCCUAUCCUCUUCUGUGCUGUUCAUUUCGUCCGUUAUUUAUCCUAGGAAAAGAAAAAGAAAAUGAGGUCGUAUUUCCGUAAUCCGGAACGUUGUAAUAAGAGUCCGGAACAUCGAAGAUGUGUCUCACAUAGCGUACGGAAAGAUGUUAAUAUAUUGAAGCAAUACUAUACUACACAAAAACCCCAAGUGCAGGCUAGGGACGAUAGCCGUACUCGUGCCACAAGUCGAAGUCGAUUUGAGCGGAAUGAUUCAAUGACUGUCUGUACAAGCAAACAAGUCCAAAAGGUCUUUGCGCGAGGUCUUGUUGUUAUUUACUUUCGAUUAUUGUUGUUACACUUCUACUUCUUGGAAGGAAGCUGAGAGUUGUCUGCCUUCUUUACCAUUCAAAUCCAACCCCCCCGUGUCAGUGCUGCAUAACACAAAACACCAGAGGAAAGCAAUAGUUAAAGCAAACCAACUAAUAGGAUAUGUAGGAGAGUUCACUUAAAUACAGCGUAAAGACGGAAGAGUCCUUAGGAAGUAACGCUAUUCUUCGGUGUGGAGGUAUGGGGUAUUUAGGAAUCCGACUGUGCUUAUGAGAGGAUUUAAAUUUUAAUUUAUCAUCAUCAAUUGUUGAACAUUCAUUACACUUCGAAGAAUCAUCGGCAUUAGUUAGACUUGUUGCGGUAACGGAAUUCUGAAACGAACUUAUUGUACACGAUAUUAGCCAUACGAGGAAGGCGGCAUUAAAAUACAUUCAUUUCACAGAACGAAAGCUUCUAAAGCACGCACGACGCCCUCUCGAUUGUAUACAUAUCAUUUCACCGCACUACCACCUGCUACUACUGUUCAUGCAUUUUCCCGGGAAAAAGGUGAAUCCCAAACUUGUGUUACUUUUGUGCCCAUAUGUUUGCAAGAAGGAUCAAAUCUUUCACCCACUGUUGUGCUACCGAUGCUUGCUAAAUCCGAUAAAUAAUAAUUUGCUAUAGGAGAUCUUCUAAAGGAAGACCCCCGUGAGGACUAACACAGAGCAUAGACACAGAAAAGACUUGACGAAGGGAAAAGAUGGGCACAGAAGCGAGACAGGCAAAUAUACAGAGACUCGUUAAAACCGUUAGUAGCAGCGUUGAGAUUUCAUCCGUCGGUGUGUACAUACUGGAGUGUAUAGAGAGCGGGUUGAAGGGUUCAGAAUUCCGCAGAGUAGAUCAGAACGGUUAGCUAGCAUAGGAAUGCAUUAUACUUCAUCGUGUACGUGUGUGAGUGUUUUUCAUUUUUUGUUGGGUUUUAGUUUUCGAUGGUAUUCAAUCGCGUUCAUGUUCCGCGUCCGGGUUCUGGCGAGGAUUUUGCAAAGCGUUCUCUCUCUCUCUCUCUCUCAAGUCAUUGUUGAUGAAGUCGCGUUCGCAGAGAAUAUAUAUAUACACUCACAUAUAGAUAUAUACAAACACACAUACCUAUACACACAUAUAUAUACGGAUAUUUAAAGAAAAGGUAUCAAAUUUUCGGUGUAAUUCAUCUCGAACCAUAUGCAACAAAGCAGGACGAUAUUAAACCGCGAAGCGAAUAUCGUAACGCAGGAGGUAACGCUUGUGUAACGAUCGUAUUAGGUGGUGGCAUCGGUGGGUGCUUUUGGAAAUCGGGUUAAUCGACGAGCACUUGGCGCGUGAUGUGGGGACGAAUUGUGGGGAUACACACACACACACACACACAUACACACUUUCUGUGAGACAGAUACUAGAGCAAUCACACCAAACAAACAAAGCAACACAAGCAGGCAAAGCGAUAGAAGGAAGGAUAGCGCAGCAGUAGGACAUUAUUGAAAUGGCUAGAGCGUAGGGAAGUAGGAGCCGUGUUAUAGUGGAGGGGAAACCAAUAUACAUACAGUGCCGGGAAGAUUAGGUGCAACAGGUGUGUGUAAUAAGGGUUGGGAGAAGAAGAAAAAAGAAGCAAAUUCUCUACUCUGUACAGAAGAGGAAAAUAUAUAAUAUCGUUACAACCAAA